Messenger RNA from Habropoda laboriosa, 1116 nucleotides. Its product is annotated as L-lactate dehydrogenase-like. Gene Ontology annotation, biological process: carboxylic acid metabolic process. Bases 1 to 1116 code for a protein of 371 amino acids. The record is from RefSeq and is a predicted model, not a curated record. Gene Ontology annotation, molecular function: oxidoreductase activity, acting on the CH-OH group of donors, NAD or NADP as acceptor. Lineage: Eukaryota; Metazoa; Arthropoda; Insecta; Hymenoptera; Apidae. The transcript has 7 exons.
AUGGAGGACGCGGAGGCUAUCGCGGUGAAGACUGAGGCUGAGUUGGAGAGGGAACUAGCCUGCGACGAUGAGGAGGCGCCGUUCACAACCACGACGAAGAACGCGCUGAUAACGACCCAGCUAAAUCCAUGCGACGUCUAUCCGCAUCGAGUGAAGGUGUCGAUCGUCGGCGUAGGAAAGGUUGGGAUCGCCUGCGCGAUCGCGAUCCUGAUGAGAAGGAUGGCUAGCGAGGUCUGCUUGAUCGACCACGACGCGAACAAGGCUUCCGCCGAGGCCGAGGAUAUUCAACACGUCGGUGUCUUUUUAGGAUGUCCUUUGGUAACUGGCACGUCAGAUUUUAGCAUGCUGCAGGAGUCGGCAGUGGUGAUCAUCAGUACGUGUGAAACUGAGCCUGGAGAAUCACCGAAUCUCAAACAUAAUCUGAGAGUGUUCAGAAAGCUGAUUCCUGUCGUGGCGAAAUUCGCCUGCAAGUCUGUGCUGCUAAUCGUCACUCAACCGACCGAAGUUAUGUCGUACAUCGCCUGGAAAUUGUCCGGAUUCCCUUCGAAUCGUGUUCUCGGCGUCGGUACCUUGAUCGACUGCGCUAGAUUCCAGGAUUUCGUGAGCAGAAGGCUGAAUAUGGCGCGUAGUUCUAUUAGCUGCAUGGUGGUUGGUGCUCAAGGAGACAUGGCUGUUCCUAUAUGGUCCAGUAUUCACGUGGGAGGCAUGAAACUUCGGGAGAUAAAUCCUAGGAUAGGGGAACAGGACGACCCUGAGAAGUGGUUCGAAAUCGCGGAGAACGUGAAGAACAUUGGCAAGGAGCUGGAGCAGAAGAAGGGAUCAAGUUGUUGGGGUGUAGCUGUCGCUACAGCUGAGAUCGUCGAUGCCAUUGUUAGGAACACUAAAGUCGUGCUUCCUGCCUCGACACAUAUUCUAAGCUGCGCCCACGGGACAGACAAGGACGUGUACAUGUCUGUACCCUGCGUGCUUGGCCGUGAGGGUGUGUACUGCACCGUGCGACAGAAGCUGACCGAACAGGAGAAGACCGCCGUACAAGCGUGCGCCGACAACAUUCGAAGCGUGCUCAGGGAGUGUGGCAUCCUCUCGCAGGAGACGAACAACGAUAUCGAGCUCUGA